Cucurbitaria berberidis CBS 394.84 is the source of this 1533-nucleotide messenger RNA. RefSeq names its product cytochrome P450. The record is from RefSeq and is a predicted model, not a curated record. Bases 1 to 1533 code for a protein of 510 amino acids. Lineage: Eukaryota; Fungi; Ascomycota; Dothideomycetes; Pleosporales; Cucurbitariaceae. The transcript has 4 exons. Gene Ontology annotation, molecular function: iron ion binding; heme binding; oxidoreductase activity, acting on paired donors, with incorporation or reduction of molecular oxygen.
AUGGCCCCCCCAAAUGCCCUCUCAGUCUUGGAGACACUCCAAGACCGCUGGAUCACGUGUAUCGCUGUGCUGAUACUUGCUGGAAUUGCAUAUCAGAAGUUUCGGCCUGGAAUGUGGAAUAUUCCUGGGCCAUUCGAAGCCAGCAUCUCACCAUGGUGGAAGUAUCGCAUGGUGAAAACAGGGCAAAUGGCACCAACACAAAUGAAACAGCAUGAGAAGUAUGGACCACUGGUCAGAAUUGGUCCAACCCACGUCUCUGUCAACGAUGUCAAUGAGGUGCCCAACAUCUAUGGGCGCGCAAAUGGCUUUGUCAAGGGCGACUUUUACAGUGUUUUACAACUUGAACUGGACGGCAAGACCAUGGAGGCAGCUUUCACCACCAAAAAUGCGACUCUACACAAGAGAUGGCAGAAACAAACUGGUCCGGGCUUUGCUCUUACCUCACUUCUCGCCAUGGAACCUUUAGUUGACAUGGCCACGAACCAUUUUAUCAAAGUGUUUGAAGAGAGAUUUGCAGCCAAAGAUGCCAUCGCCGACUUUGCACAUUAUCUAAAUUACUUUGCGUACGACGUGAUCAGUAACAUUACGUUUGGUGAGAUGCUCGGCAUGGUUGAAAAUGGGGGAGACGUGGGUAACACUGCCCGUAGUGUUGACGCAUAUCUAGAGUACGGCGCUCCUACUGGGCAGGUCCCAUUCCUCCAUUGGCUCCGUCGGACAAGUACCCUCGCAAGAUGGUGGAACAAGUCUCCAUCACACGUAGAGAUGGACCCUGUAACCUCGCUCACCCUCAAGAUCAUUGCAGAGAACGAGAAGAAAGAGAAGAAGGAUGUUCCAUGGCUCACCUUUUCCGACCGUAUAUUCCAACAAAGAGAUGCCGACCCAGAGUCAAUUCGUCCCGAUGAAGUUAUUAUGCAUCUUGCGGGACAGGUCGCUGCAGGAGGUGACUCCACUUCUGUCUCGAUGGCCUCGAUCUUCUACCAUUUGCUGAAGACCCCGAGAACGUACAAGAAGCUUUGCGCUGAGGUACGUAACCCAAUCUACACAGGAAAGAACAUCUCCUACGCCACCGGAAAGAAGAUGGAGUAUCUACAGGCAUGUAUUAAGGAGGGAAUGAGGCUUCAUCCUGCUGUCGGAUUGAUACUGGAGCGAUUGGUGCCGAAAGGAGGGCGAAUGAUUUGCGGCCACUUCUUCCCAGAGGGAACAACCGUCGGUAUCAAUCCAUGGGUCAUGCAUUACAACAAGGAUGUCUAUGGAGAAGACGUCAACGAGUUCCGGCCCGAAAGAUGGCUGGAGGCUUCUCCAGAGAAAUUGAGGGAGAUGAACAAUGGUUUCCUUUCUUUCGGGCACGGUAUGCAGAUCUGUGCGGGCAGAAACAUCAGCCAGAUGGAAAUGACCAAGAUGAUACCCGAUUUUCUUCGGUACUUCGACCUUGAGCUUGCCUAUCCAGAGCGGGAGUGGGAAAAGUCCGCCAUGUGGAUUGUGAAGCCGCACAAGUUCUUUGUCAAGUGUAAGAAGAUUGCGAAAUCUGAAUAG